This is a messenger RNA of Galendromus occidentalis (western predatory mite), 1182 nucleotides long. Its product is annotated as protein Wnt-8a-like. The transcript has 2 exons. Gene Ontology annotation, biological process: multicellular organism development; cell fate commitment; neuron differentiation. Bases 1 to 654 code for a protein of 217 amino acids. The record is from RefSeq and is a predicted model, not a curated record. Gene Ontology annotation, cellular component: extracellular region. Gene Ontology annotation, molecular function: frizzled binding; cytokine activity. NCBI's taxonomy places the organism in Eukaryota, Metazoa, Arthropoda, Arachnida, Mesostigmata, Phytoseiidae.
AUGGCUGAAAUAGUAAUAAAUUCUAAAGCUUUCUUAAUAGAUAAACAAUGCACAUGGGGAGGCUGUUCGGACAGCGUCAAAUUCGGAGAGCACACCGCCAAGGAGUUCUUGGACAGCAAUGAACCGCGAACCGACACAGGACUAGUUAAUCUGCACAACAACAGAGUCGGUCGUCGGGCGGUCAAGAAAACAAUGCGAAAGAUGUGCAAAUGUCACGGCGUUUCUUGUUCUUGCGCCGUGACGACGUGUUGGAUGCGGCUCUCCGACAUGCAGACGAUUGGCAAAAGACUCCGAAGGGCUUUCGAGAACGCAAAGAGGCUCGACUAUAACGGAGGAUCCCUCAAUCCGGAACGGAAGGAUCUUGCUUGCAAAAAACGCGAACUCAUCUACUCGUACGAUUCGAUCAACUACUGCAACGCCAAUCUCACAGCGGGUACCGUUGGCACGCUGGGCCGUGAAUGCUCACUGCGACCCCGUGUGGGCGUGACCCGAAGCGAAGCCGAGAGUUGUAAGCGGCUAUGCCACGACUGUGGUCUCAAGAUCCGAACGGAGAACACGACGCAGAGUACAUCGUGCAAGUGCCGGCUCAUCUGGUGCUGUAGAGUCGAGUGUCAGACAUGCGUCACCGAGGUGACACGCACCUUCUGCGACUGACGCGAUCGUAAUACGUGGAAGCUCACGGUCAUCCUUGUAUUCACCUUCAUCGCCAUCGAAAUUUUCAUGUUCAUUAACGUAACGUUUCCGAGAACACCAUCGUCGUCGUCGUCAUCGCCAUCGAAACCGAUCGCCGUAUACAGUGGCGUGAUUUCCGACUUCCAAAGCGGAGAGUUCCCGGAGCUCUUCGAAAAAACGCUUUUGUUCGUAGAAGCUUCCGAUUUGGGACAGCGCUCCUCAAAUCGCUACGGGCAACCUUUCGGCGAGAUACGCUGAUGACUGUUCCAUCGACAGAUCAUCAUGAUUUCGGGCUGUGUUGCUCACCAAACUGGCGAAAUCGAGCUCAGGAAUUAGCCGUUGAGCUUGCGUGUGUCCGCUCGCCCUUUCCAGUGGAGAUGGGACGAUCUGUAAGAUAGGAUUUACAAAAUACGAGAGAUGAUUUCUAGCGUUCGGAGAGCAAUUCCAAGACCUCAGGAUCGAAAGGGAAUGCUCGGACGGUGCGAAUCAGCUCUUGCGUCACGAGGCUCG